This is a messenger RNA of Colletotrichum lupini, 312 nucleotides long. RefSeq lists its product as uncharacterized. Bases 1 to 312 code for a protein of 103 amino acids. The transcript has 3 exons. The record is from RefSeq and is a predicted model, not a curated record. NCBI's taxonomy places the organism in Eukaryota, Fungi, Ascomycota, Sordariomycetes, Glomerellales, Glomerellaceae.
AUGAGAAGGGACUCGGGAGUAGGGCAGGUGUGCCUCGGUGAACAUUCGGUGAUUUACAGCGUGGACAGCCUCACCCGUGGGUUGGAACGACAACACUGGUAUGAGUGGAGGACGAUGGGACAGCCUAGUAGAACCGCGCCAAAGACCUCUCUGGUACUGCAGUACACGCGAUAUCGAACCAUAUUUCGAAAUUUUCUUUCACAUCCUUCGUUAGCCGCUGUUUGUCCCGCCGACGUUGAAGCUACCGAGUCUACAUACUCCAUAUCUGAGAUAACGCCAAAACGUUUAGGCCCUUGGAGAUUCGCUAUCUAA